Eucalyptus grandis is the source of this 1222-nucleotide messenger RNA. RefSeq names its product trans-resveratrol di-O-methyltransferase. Gene Ontology annotation, biological process: methylation. The record is from RefSeq and is a predicted model, not a curated record. The transcript is spliced from 2 exons. Lineage: Eukaryota; Viridiplantae; Streptophyta; Magnoliopsida; Myrtales; Myrtaceae. Gene Ontology annotation, molecular function: S-adenosylmethionine-dependent methyltransferase activity; O-methyltransferase activity; protein dimerization activity.
UAUUCGAUCGACUUCUCUACAGACACAAAUUGAUCCCUCUGUUAUCUCAACCAAGUGAUUUCUGAAUCAUCAAGUCUUGUUCACAACCAAACCAUGCAUCAUCUCAGUCGUUCUCAAGAAGCCAAAGAGAUGUUCCAAGCUCAAUCCCACCUCUACAAUCACACCUUCAACUUCAUCUCUUCCAUGUCUCUCAAAUGCGCAGUCCAACUCCGCAUCCCCGAUGUCAUACACGACCACAAGCGACCCAUGACCCUCCUUGAGCUAGCCUCAGCGCUCCAAAUCCACCCGUCCAAAAUGACUUGUCUUUACCGCCUCAUGCGUGUUUUGGUUCACUCGGGCAUUUUUGGAGAGACGCUUGUUCCCAAGAAUGGAGAAGAAGAAGAAGAAGAAAUUAAGGCUUAAGUCUUGACACCACCUUCGUGUUUGCUUCUGAAUGAUAAGGUCACGGGGCUCUCGCCGUUUGUGGCGAUCAUGCUUGAUCCGGCUCUUGUGAGUCCUUGGCAUUUUCUUGGAGAUUGGCUUCAAGGAAAUAACCAUGAUGAUUGUAGAGACAAAUUAAACAAUUCUUUUGAAGCUACGCAUGGAGUCAAUAUAUGGGACUAUGGGAGGAAGAAUCCCGAAUUUGGGAAUACAUUCAAUAGAGCAAUGGCUGGUGAUUCUCAGUUGAUGAAUUUGAUAAUUAAGGAUUACAAAGAGACCUUUGAAGGGAUAAAUUCUUUGGUGGAUGUCGGAGGCGGCACGGGAGCCAUGGCAAGGAUAAUCUCUGACGUGUGUCCGGGUUUGAAGUGCACGGUGCUUGAUCUCCCGCACGUGGUUGCUGGCUUGCCAGAGAGUGAGAAUGUGAAGUUCGUUGGUGGUGAUAUGUUUGAGUCCAUCCCUUCUGCAGAUGCUGUUUUGCUCAAGUUGCUGUUUCACGGUUGGAGCGAUGAGGACUGUGUCAAGGUGCUGAGAAAAUGCAAAGAAGCGAUCGCUGGGAAGAACGAGGAGCGAGGGAAGGUGAUGAUCAUGGACAUUGUGAUAGGCAAGACCGAGGAUGAUGAUGCCCAAACAACUGCGACAAAGCUUUUCUGUGAUAUGCUGAUGAUGACGGUAGGCCCUUGAAGAGAGAGGACUGAGAAAGAGUGGGAAAAACUUUUCUUGGAGGCUGGUUUCAGACGGUACAAGAUAACUCCUAUGUUUGAAUUAAGGUCUCUCAUUGAAGUCUUUCCUUAGGGUUUGAAAU